Messenger RNA from Anneissia japonica, 1942 nucleotides. Its product is annotated as electron transfer flavoprotein-ubiquinone oxidoreductase, mitochondrial-like. The transcript has 10 exons. NCBI's taxonomy places the organism in Eukaryota, Metazoa, Echinodermata, Crinoidea, Comatulida, Comatulidae. Gene Ontology annotation, molecular function: iron-sulfur cluster binding; electron-transferring-flavoprotein dehydrogenase activity. Gene Ontology annotation, biological process: electron transport chain. Bases 119 to 1582 code for a protein of 487 amino acids. Gene Ontology annotation, cellular component: mitochondrial inner membrane. The record is from RefSeq and is a predicted model, not a curated record.
GUAUCUAAAGAAGGUUGUGUCUCGCUGUUUGGCUACAAGUUCAAGAACACAUAAUAAAAUUACUACACAUUACACAGUUGUGCCAAGAGAAAGUGAUCCAAGAUGGAAAGAUGUGGAAAUGGAACGAUAUGGAGAUGAGGUAGAUGUUUUGGUUGUAGGAGGAGGACCUGCUGGGCUUGCUGCAGCUAUUAGACUAAAACAACUAAGCCUAGAGAAAAAUCACGAACUAAGGGUGUGUUUGGUAGAAAAAGCAACAGAAUUAGGUGCACAUACUCUGUCAGGAGCCUGUUUAGAAACACAUGCGUUUGAUGAACUGAUACCAGACUGGAGGGAGCGAGGAGCGCCAUUAAAAACAAAAGUCAAGGAAGACAAAUUCUUGUUUCUAACAGAAAAGAGUAGUUUUCGAAUUCCAAUAUUUAAAGGUCUUCCUAUGUACAAUCAUGGUAAUUACAUUGCUAGGCUUGGUAAUGUGGUGAAAUGGUUAGGAGAACAAGCAGAGGAGUUAGGUGUGGAGAUUUACCCUGGCUAUCCAGCCAGUGAGGUUCUGUACCAUGAAGAUGGGAGUGUGAAGGGUGUUGCAACCACUGAUGUUGGCAUAGGUAAAGAUGGCUCACCUAAGGUAAACGAUUUUAAAACCUAUGGAGGUUCAUUCUUGUACCAUCUUGAUGAAGGUUCUCCAUUGGUGGCUGUAGGUUUUGUGGUUGGCUUAGAUUACACCAAUCCAUAUCUUAGCCCUUACAGAGAGUUCCAAAGGUAUAAGCAUCAUCCAGCAAUAAGAUCAACCUUUGAAGGUGGUAAAAGGAUAGCAUAUGGUGCUAGAGCUCUCAAUGAGGGCGGCCUCCAAUCUAUUCCCAAGCUGGCAUUUCCGGGCGGUCUGUUGGCAGGAUGUAGUCCGGGAUUCAUGAACGUACCAAAGAUAAAAGGAACACACAACGCUAUGAAGAGUGGUAUGCUGGCUGCUGAAUCAAUCUUUGACAAAUUAACAGAUGAAAAUUUUACCUCAGAAACAACAGGUAUAUAUUGUGACGAAUAUGAGGCUCGUGUUAAGAAGAGUUGGAUUUGGAAGGAAUUGCAAUCCGUUAGGAAUAUUCGGCCCUCAUUCAAUAACCCACUUGGGGUAUUUGGCACCAUGAUGUAUACUGGAUUAUUCUAUUUCAUUGGCAGGGGAAAAGAACCAUGGACCUUAAAACACAAACACAAAGAUUCUGAAACAUUGAAACCAGCCUCACAGUGUACCCCAAUUGAGUACCCAAAGCCUGAUGGAGAAAUCAGCUUUGAUCUACUGAGCUCAGUUGCAUUAAGUGGAACAAACCAUGAGGGCGACCAACCAGCUCAUCUCACAUUAAUGGAUGACAGUGUUCCUGUUGAUAGAAACCUUGCCGUAUAUGAUGGACCAGAGCAGAGGUUCUGUCCAGCAGGUGUUUAUGAGUAUGUACGUGUUGAAGAAGGUGAUGGAAUGCGAUUACAAAUCAACGCUCAGAAUUGUGUACAUUGCAAAACCUGCGACAUCAAAGAUCCGAGUCAGAACAUUAACUGGGUUGUACCAGAGGCUGGAGGCGGGCCUGCCUACAGUGGCAUGUGAGAUGGUUGUGUAAAGCAAGCAAUAAACUACAGAACAGUACAUUGGAAAGGUUCUGAAGCUGAUGGAAUAAUUUAAAUAUCAGAAAUGUUUUCUCGAUAAGGAUCUUUAGGGGUAAAUGACAUGGUGUGCAUUAGCAAUGCACAUGCUAUGCAUGUUUAAGACUGCAAUGCAAACUUUAAAUUAAAAUAUCGUCCUUGAGACAUUCAAGAUGAAUGAUACUCUAUUCAAAAUAAAAAAUAUGUCUAUGUUCUAUUUUACUGAAUAUUGUGUGUUACCUAUUUAUAAAUCUAAGAUAUUCUGGACUAAUAUACUAAAUAUUUGAAGAUGUACAGAUUAAAGUAGCAUGGACUUAAAAACGAA